Mus musculus (house mouse) is the source of this 9485-nucleotide messenger RNA. RefSeq names its product AF4/FMR2 family, member 3 (gene Aff3). The record is from RefSeq and is marked validated. The coding region runs from base 202 to 3891 and encodes 1229 amino acids. Lineage: Eukaryota; Metazoa; Chordata; Mammalia; Rodentia; Muridae. Gene Ontology annotation, cellular component: nucleus. The transcript is spliced from 23 exons. Gene Ontology annotation, biological process: regulation of gene expression.
AGAACGCUUGCCAGCGAGGAGGGAUCCGUACACAGAAGAGAGAAGCCGAACAAUUUAUUUGGAACAGGAAAAAAAUAAAACCAAGAGUGUGUUGAGAGCGCGCGGGCGGCCCGAGGCUCGGCAGCGGCGGCGGCGGACACGGCGGCGGCGGACACAGCGGCGGCGGCGGACACGGCGGCGGCGGCGCUGACACCUCCCACCAUGGACAGCUUCGACUUAGCCCUGCUCCAGGAAUGGGACCUCGAGUCGCUGUGUGUCUAUGAACCGGACAGGAAUGCGUUACGGAGGAAAGAGCGAGAAAGAAGAAGUCAAGAAACACAGCAGGACAGUGGCAGCUUUAACUCCGGUUACUCGCUCUUCAGCGAACCCUACAAGACGAACAAGGGGGAUGAACUCUCCAACCGGAUCCAGAAUACAUUAGGAAAUUAUGAUGAGAUGAAAGACUUUUUAACUGAUAGAUCCAACCAGAGUCAUCUUGUUGGCGUCCCCAAGCCAGGUGUCCCUCAGACUCCCGUGAACAAGAUAGAUGAGCAUUUUGGGGCAGAGUCGAGAGCCCAGCCCCAGCCCUCAACCGUCUGCAGCACUGCGUCCUCUACACCUGCAGCUGUCCCUGUGCAGCAGGGCAAGAGAGGUGCCAUGGGCUGGCAGAAGGCUGGGCACCCACCGUCCGAUGGCCAACAGAGAGCAGCGCAACAGGGCUCUCUCAGGACCUUGCUUGGAGAUGGUGUUGGCAGACAGCAGACAAGGGCCAAGCAAGUGUGCAAUAUGGAGACGGGGCUUCAGACCCAGGAGAGGCCACCUGCAAUGGCAGCCAAGCACGGCGGCAGUGGACACUGUGUUCAGAACUUUCCCCCAUCCCUGGCUUCAAAACCCAGCCUGGUGCAGCAGAAACCAACUGCCUACGUGCGGCCAAUGGAUGGCCAGGACCAAGCUCCUGACGAAUCUCCUAAGCUGAAGUCAUCCACAGAAACUGCUGUGCACUGCACAGCCUACAGAGGGGUCCCGGCCAACAAACCAGAGUCAGCCCGAGCCAAGGCCAAGCUUGCCAAGUUCAGCAUCCCCAAGCAGGCAGAGGAGAGUAGAUCUGGAGAAAACAACAGCUGUGUGGAAGAAAUAAUUCGGGAGAUGACCUGGCUUCCUCCACUUUCUGCUAUUCAAGCUCCUGCCAAAGUGGAACCAAGCAAGUUCCCAUUCCCAAAUAAGGACUCGCAACUUGUAUCCUCUGGACACAGUAAUCCAAAGAAAGCUGAUGCGGAGCCAGGGAGUCCAGACAAUGGCGCAUCGAACACUUCAACUCUGGAAGACGACCUUAAGCUAAGCAGUGAUGACGAAGAGGGUGAGCAGCAGGCAGCCCAGAGAACAGCUCUCCGCGCUCUAGCUGACAGCUCCGUGGUUCAGCAGACCAACUGUAGAGGUUCGGCGCCAUCCAGCAAGGGCGGCGGCAGCAGCAGCAGCAGCGGCGGCAGCAGCUCCUCCAGCGACUCAGAGAGCACUUCCGGCUCCGACUCCGAGACGGAGAGCAGCUCCAGCUCCAGCGAGAGCGAGGGCAGCAAGCCUCCGCACUGCUCCAGCCCCGAGGCCGAACCUGCGUCCUCUAACAAGUGGCAGCUGGAUAAAUGGCUAAACAAAGUUAAUCCUCACAAGCCGCCAAUUCUGAUCCAAAAUGAAAGCCACGGCCCGGAAAGGAAUCAAUACUACACGCCGCCGGUGAAAGAUGAAGGGCAAGACUGCGGGAAACUUCCUGAGAUCUGCCAAGCCAGCCUGAGGGACAAGGAGCUCAAGACCACCUGCAAGGAGGAGCAGAGGCCGAGGACCGCAAACAAGGCCCCUGGCAGCAAAAGUGUAAAGCAGAAGUCCCCACCCGCUGCUGUGGCUGUGACCGCAGCUGCCCUCCCGCCCGCGGUGCCCAGCGCACCCACGGAGAGCGCGCCUGCGCCCACCCGCAGGUCAGCAGGCAAGAAGCCCACCCGGCGCACCGAGAGGACCUCAGCCGGGGACGGUGCCAACUGCCACCGGCCUGAGGAGCCAGUGGCCCCAGACACGCUGGGGGCGAGCGUGGUGGGACCCCUAGAGCCCCCCAAAACCAGACCCUGCGGUAACAACAGGACAGGCCACCGCAAGGAGCUGCGCUCCUCCGUGACCUGUGAGAAGCGGCGCACGAGGGGGCUGAGCAGAAUCGUCCCCAAAUCCAAGGAGUUUAUUGAAACAGAAUCUUCGUCUUCCUCUUCCUCCUCGGACUCAGACCUGGAGUCAGAGCAAGAGGAGUACGUCCUGUCCAAGGCUCCGACCACCACUGGGAGCGAGCAGCGGCUGAAGGAGGCCGCCAGCAGCAACAACAACAGCAACAGCAACAGCAGCACCUCCCGGGCUUCUGUGGGCUCCAUCAACGCCAGGACCACCAGUGACAUUGCCAAGGAGCUAGAGGAACAGUUCUACACGCUGGUCCCCUUUGGCAGGAAUGAACUACUAUCUCCGCUAAAGGACAGCGAUGAGGUCAGGUCUCUCUGGGUCAAAAUUGACCUGACCCUCCUGUCCAGGAUCCCAGAACACCUGUCCCAGGAGCCUGGGGUUUUGAGUGCUCCUUCGGCCAAGGACACUGAUAGUGCCCCAGCCAGUCAUGCAUUAGACGCUCCUGCUGAAAAGACUUUGCCAAAAUCCAAGAGGAAACGCAAGUGCGACAACGAAGAUGACUACAGGGAGAUAAAGAAGGUCCAGGGAAGGAAGGAGAGUGCCUCACGCCUCGCCGCCUCCACUAAUAACACCUUGUCCGGCAAUCACUGCAAUGUGAACGUCAACAGCUUGGCAAUACCAAUAAACAAAAAUGAAAAGAUGCUCCGGUCGCCCACUUCGCCACUCUCAGACACAUGUAAACACAAAUACGCCAGCGAGGACCUGACUUCUUCCAGCCGACCUCACGGCAACGGGUUGUUGACUUCAGCGUCUUCCAACAAAGAGCCAAAGGCUGAGAGUCAGCUGCAGACGAUUGCUGGGGACCUCACGAAGGCAUCUCACAACAGUUCUGAAAAUGGCACCCUCCAUAGCAAGUCACGGCCCCAGACGGAGCCAUGGUCUCCAGGUUCCAAUGGCCACAGGGACUGCAAGAGACAGAAACUGAUCUUCGAUGACAUGCCUCGAAGUGCAGAUUAUUUUAUGCGAGAAGCCAAGCGGAUGAAACAUAAAGCAGACGCCAUGGUGGAGAAGUUCGGGAAGGCCCUGAACUAUGCCGAAGCUGCCUUGUCCUUCAUCGAGUGCGGAAACGCAAUGGAACAAGGGCCAAUGGAAUCCAAGUCUCCCUACACCAUGUACUCGGAGACAGUGGAGCUCAUCAGGUAUGCUAUGAGACUAAAAACCCACUCAGGCCCCAAUGCCACACCAGAGGACAAACAGUUAGCUGCGCUUUGUUACCGAUGCCUGGCUCUCCUAUACUGGCGGAUGUUUCGACUCAAAAGAGACCAUGCUGUAAAAUAUUCAAAAGCACUUAUCGACUAUUUCAAGAAUUCAUCGAAAGCUGCCCAAGCCCCAUCCCCAUGGGGGUCCAGUGGCAAGAGCACUGGAAGCCCAUCCCCCAUGUCUCCCAACCCUUCUCCCGCCAGCUCCGUGGGGUCUCAGGGCAGCCUCUCCAGCUCCAGCGGCCUGUCCCCAUCGACCAUCGUCAGCAUCCCCCAGCGCAUUCACCAGAUGGCGGCCAAUCACGUCAGCAUCACCAACAGCAUCCUCCACAGCUAUGACUACUGGGAGAUGGCUGAUAACCUGGCCAAGGAAAACAGAGAGUUCUUCAAUGACCUGGAUUUGCUCAUGGGACCUGUCACCCUGCACAGCAGCAUGGAACACCUGGUCCAGUACUCCCAGCAAGGCCUGCAUUGGCUUCGGAGCAGCGUACACCUGUCCUAGGGACCAAGCCUUUGAGCCAGACUGUGUUUUCUUCUCUUCAGUGGCUCAAUGUUUCCGGACACUGUGCUACUGACAUUCCCAGCCCAAACCACAGUGAACAUCUCAGAGUCUAACAACGAUGUUUCUCUGGGGUGUGUGUGUUUAGAUGUGGGUUCGUACAAAGCUGCCUGUGUAUGUGUGUAAGAUCAACAGCUCAUCAAAAUGUAUUCCCUUUGUCUAGUUUCUAUGAUCCCAGGCUAGACAGUGAUUAGAGGUUCCUCAUUGGAGAAAACCCAUGCAGUACACACGUGCUCACACACUCAGACACAUCCUCCCCGCCAGUGCUAAGCCAUUGCCUUCUUGGAAAGUCCCACCGAGAUCACAUGCAUUGCUGCACCUGGUGCACUCCUGCACCUGGAGAGCGUAACUGCCGGACGAGUUGAACCUUUCUCUUAUUAUUGGUUCCUUUCAGUAUUAUAUACAAUUCCCCGAUUACUUUUGGUUGUUGUAUAUUAAUGAGCAAUUGAUGAGACAAGCCAGUUACUUUUUGUGCCAGAAGUUCACUAGAGUGCAUGUUUCCAAACGCCUUUCCCCUCCCCUACUACCCUCCCCGACCCCUCAUUAUCUACCAAACACAUAAGCCAGUGGGAUCCCACAAGCGUCCCUUGCCUUGUCCCCACAUAUGGCACCAGGAUUCGGUAAAAGCUCAGCAACCCCACUAGCAACGGUGGCUGUUCCAGUUCGGAAUGAAAGUCUUCACCGGGUGGCAAUGAGUCCUGCAGGCAUAGAUAGUCCCUCUUUCUGCCACUGUGACUCUGUGGCUGUGGCCAGCCAACCCAUUUCAAGUCUCUUCUUUCUACAGUAGCUUUCUUGCAACCGUCCUCAGCCAAACGACGACAGUGUCCAGAGUGUGCCGUCCCUAGAUCUGGCAGUUGCUUUGCAGACUCAGACACACUCACUGUUGUCACCGGCCUGAUUCUUGCUCGUCACACACCAUGUGCGACUCCAGGCCUUGAGUGACAUUUUGACUUGGGGGACAUUUUUUUUUCAAGCUUUCAUUAACAAGCUGCUUACAAUGCAGGGAAAGUUAUCCCUGCGAUGAUCAAAACUCGGUUUGGAGUAGCAACAACCAGAGUAUCUUGCUUUUAAUCUUCGCAUUUGGUGUGUUUUUGUCUUGACCAUGGGUCUUGUCUGGUUUGUUUUGGUUUUGGUUUUGGUUUAUUUGUUUUUUUUUAAUUGAGUUUGUUUUAGUUUUUCAGCAUCUCAUUUACGGUUUUUGUCAGAAGUUUGUUUUCUCAUGUUUUUUUCAUCCCCAAACUUAGUCUUCUUAUUAAAUAUGUGUAGAUCUGAAAUAUUAGUAUAAAGUCCUGUAAACAAGGUACAUCUUACAACACUUUAAGAACAAACCAUUGUCCUUGAGUUACUUGACAGAACUAGAGCAGAUCAGCCAGAGGGAGAUCAGCAAGGCCAUCUGCAGACCCCUCCAUUGUUCAAGGUGGCUGAGGUGUCACAAAGUGUGUCUCCUUUGUCUCCCUGUGAGCCUGACUACAUACACAUACACAUCACCGUCUGUCAGCUUUGUCAGUAGGUGGCAAAUAAGAAUGCUCUCAUUCCCCAGCUCCAGGAGUGGAUGCAAAACUAGGCAAACAGUUGAGCACGGUUUGGUGAUUUGCACCAAAGUGGAUUGUAGAAUUUGCAUCUAUCUGGCUUUCGCCCUCAAACACUUGAAAAUUUUAGCAGUCCAUUGACUUCAAUUGUUUGGGACCAGAACUGUUUUUAUAAGACGUUAGAAUAUUUGUGAAUACAUAAUGAGGUAUCUUGGGGGAGAGGAUUCAAGUCUAAACAUAAAUCUCAUUUAUGUUUUAUAGAGACCCUGUACACAGGAAAAUAAUGUCUGCAAUAUUGAUUGUAAGCCAUCCCAAGAGGUCAGGCAUGGGAUUUACCACUGGUAUCAUAGCACUGUACAAGAGGUUUUAGAUUCUGGAGCAGAUUAGCUUUGAGAUUCUUGAAGUGAGAAGGUUUUACCUCUGUUUCCAUCUUUGUAUUUAUCUAUACACCAUGCUCCUUGCAUCCCUUUCUCUGACUGUUGGCAGGUCUGUGAUCCCAUCCUGUGUUUAAAGUCUGAAUAUACGAAAUUGAAUCACCUUGUGUGCAGCACUGCGACUUUGUUCUAGUUACCCUUGGUGAAUUCUGGCAAAGAGUUCCAACUCUUGUGUAGAGCCGUAUCCUCAAGGGUCUCUGGGCAACCUUGGGGAGUGUCUCUGCUCCUGCCUCGCUUUAAAGUUACAAGCUCGGUUGUGACACUCACGCAAUCCACAUGCCUGGGAAACCGAUUAAAUUGCAAAGGUGACUUCUGGCUGAUUGUACCAGCACAGGUUUGACCAACACACUGAUGACCAAACAAAACUUGUAGAGACUGGUCUGGGGUGGAGCUGGGGGGCUAGGGGGUGUGGCACAUAGGGGGGUAGCGUCACAUAGUCAGAGCAUGCAGAUCCUAGUCAAGUUUCUUGCCCCAUCCAUGGAGCAGUGACAGGCCCAGUGUAGAUAAUUUUAUUAAGAAACUGUCUCGCAUCUGAUGGGGCUCAAUGUUGGUCAGUCUGGUAAGGGGCCAUCUUCCACUUGAUGCCGUGCAAGUCCAUCCACAACAUGUUCCUUGUCUGAAGUUGGAUUGCAAAUAGAAACAUCUUUCUUAUGUGUUUUCUAAAGAUCUAUUUAUUUAUUUUAUGUAUGAGCACACUGUAGCUGUACAGAUGGUUGUGAGCCUUCAUGUGCUUGUUGGAAAUUGAAUUUAGGACCUCUGCUUGCUCCGGUCUGCCUCACUCCCUCCAGAAGAUCAUUACAAGUAGUUGUGAACCACCAUGUGGUUGCUGGGAUGUGAACUCAGGAUCUUCGUAAGAGCAGUCAGUGCUCUUACCUGCUGAGCCAUCUUGCCAGCCCCUUUCUUAUGUUUUCUGACUAUAAAAAUCCUACAUGUUCAUUAUAGGGAUUCAAAUAAUGCUGAAAUGUAGAAGAUGCAAGCCUGUGGUUGCCUCACUCCCGAGAUGACCGUGGCUCAGUGAUGCUGUGUCUUUCCAGAGAGUUUUACAUGCAAGCAUAACAUCUGUCACCACGUGUUUCCAUUGGAAGACAUACUCUGACCUCAGCUGUCCCACCAAAGUCCAGCUGGUCUCCUCUCCCAUGACCUGAGUAGAUGCCCGCCUCUGUCGCAAUGUUAGAAUGACCUUUGAAAGGGAACAGCUUAGCUAUUCCUGAGCAAGCUUUAGCAUUAGUUGUUACUCUGCAGGUCUCAGUCUCUGGUGCAGAUGUGCCCGGAGAGAGAUCGCUUAAAACUGGCUUUUGGAGACAUUCAAAUGGAAACUUGGUCCCACUCUCUGAGAGGAUGCACUGGAAGAAUACAGUUGUCAGUUUGUGUGCUAGAUUGAACACCUGAAAUGCAAUGCCAUGAGACUUUCUGCACUAAAAUGUAUCCCAGUAUGUGCAACAAUGGUGUGUGUGUGUGUUGUGCUGUGGAGCGGUGAUGUGUACAUCUCUGACACCCAUACAGAAUAGACACAGUUCAUACAAAUGCAUACAUUUAAAAAUAUAUAUGUAUCAGACAGCUAACACAGAACUGUAGUACACCUGACAGAUAGGACUAGUGCCUAAUACUGAGUCUAAGUCACUGCACACUCGGAUCACCUUGGAAGUACAGUCAUUAUUAUACAAUCAACGCAGUGGUAUUAUUUAUGAAUCACAUCUUUGAAACUGUGCAGUAACAGUAACAUAUGCAUAUAUUUUUUUAAAUAACAUUUUUCACAGUUUUCCAGCGUUACUCUUGAAAUCUGUAUCGCCAAAAAAAAAAAAAGGAAGAAAGAAAAAUGAAAGGUUUUUUUAAUGAUGUAGACACUCUUCAGAACUAGUAAUUGGCAUAUGAUUUCCUGUUUAUAGAUAUUCAAGAGACUUUAGCAGUCACCAGCCUUAAUGCAUGUACAGGAUAUUAUUGUGACUUAAUUUAUCUGCAGUUUUUAAUCCAUAUAAAAUUGGAGUUUAUAAACAGACCUGGAUUAAAUAUGUCUGCCUCUCUGAGGCUGCAAACGAUACAUUAAAUGAUUUAUGUUGUAUGUGAGAGAAACCGAGUUGUACAUUUUAAAAAAAAGAAAGUUUACCAGUUUCAGUUAAUAUUUUACGAGGAAACUUUAGAACUUAAAUAUUUUCAAAGCAGUAUUCUCAUUCCCAGCUUGGAAUCUCCUUAGAAGCAACCUUGUUUUAUAAAUGUUCUCUUCCUUCCUUCCUUCCUUCCUUCCUUCCUUCCUUCCUUCCUUGCUUCUUUUUUUUCUCUUUUCCUUUCUUUCUCUUUUUUUUUAAUCUUAGGUAUUGAGCUUAGGGCCUGGCAUGUGCUAUGCAAGCUGUCCACCCCUGAGCUGUACCUCCAGCCCUCACCCCUUCACUGAUGCUCCAAUGCAGAUUCCAUGGUUACCAUUGUUACAUCUAAUAUUUUUCAAUAGAACUGUAGUUUCCUACUUCUGUUUUCCAUACCAAAAUACCCAAAUAGGUCCAUAUUUCUCUUCUGUCUCUGUUCCCCCCCCCCCUCUCUCUCUCUCUCUCUCACACACACACACACACACACACACACACAGGUUCUCCUCCCCCUCCUUCUCCCCCAUAUCCCAAAGACUGCUCAUGAGGAAAGGGCCCAGUCGAUGAGGACAUGGAUGGAUGCCUUCGAGUAGUAGCCCGGAGAUGCUGCUCUAAUCGACACAUGGCACUUGUCUUUAGUGGCACACGUCAGUUCCAUGACUACUUGUGCCAGACUUUUCCAACUUUAUCUAGUGGCAUUGUGUUUUCAAUCCUAAGUCAAGAAAAUAAGAGAAUUCUGAAUCAAAGAGCUGAAGUAUUAAAGCAGUGGCCAGGACCUGUUCGGACAAAGGUCUGUCGAUCUUACUUUGAUCUUAUCUCCCUCCCUCUUCCUUCUCCUCCUCCCCAAGCUGAAGACGCAGGAACAACAGAAACAGUAUGACCUCUUGGCCUGAUCCAGUCCGUAUCCCCAAGUUCAGGCAUCUUUUCCCCACCACAUCAUCUGACAGAGUCCACAUUGUCAAGAGAAAAAACACAGGAAAGGUUGGACAUUUCAGUUCAGUCCUCAACAGCUGAGCAGCAGGAAAGGACCUCUUGGUCCCCAGAGGUAGCGAGGAUAAGGGACUUGUCCUUACUAGCUCCGGGGGCCACUGAGAGUGAUACUCUUUCAGUGGUGGACUAAGAAAUCCAGCAACCUUCCCAACCAGAAGUGCCUUUCCGUUGGAUAACUUAGGUGACACCAUUGGCAUCUCUUCUUAUCAGAACCCUGUUGUAAAAUGUAUCAUCCCAUUUGCAAUCAAGCCUAGACCACUGGAGUCUUGAAAGACAAGUUCAACUGCGGGGAGAGGCUGACCACAUAAACUGCCUUUUCAACUGUUUGGAGGCAUUGGAGGCAGAAUUUUGUUUUCCUGUUCCCAGAAGGACACCUCUGUCAAACAGCACAGAGAUGUUUCCGUGUGAGGGCAUUGUUCUCCUGGUCCACAUCAUCGUGUGUGCCAUCAGAAGGGUUAACUUGUUUGCCUGGCAUGAGGCAUGUUAUAAAACUCUAUUCUCAAACUAAU